GAGGGGCUGGAGCUUCGGGCUGGGGGCGGUGUAGCCCCAGGCUCUCUCGCAGCAACCCCAAACCCCUGAGAACCCGCACUCCUGCGCCCUCCGUGGGAAGAGAGACCCCGGACACACCCCCCAUGAGGGGCUGCAGCGCCUGUCGGGGUGACCGGUCUGCCCCCCACCCUCGUGGUCGUCCCUCCGCCUUUCCCUGCCGGCGGCCCGGCUGCGGAGGGGGCAGCGAAGGCUGUGGGAUGGCGGUUAAGGUGGCGUGUGACAGAUGUCCUCCUCUGACAGCUCUCGGUAUCAGCCCAGUGGCUCCCUGCCAUUGGCUCGGUGCAGCCGACCGGCAAGGCAGCUCGCUAUAACAGCACUGUGCCCAGCAGAGGCGGCAGCUCAGACGGCUUCGGCGCGCCCGGCCUGCUCCUCCCCCGGCAGCCCGCUCCCCGCCGGAGGGGCCGCACACACCUCCUCUCACACACACCGGCACAUGCCGCCGGCCCCGGCCCUCCCCGCCCCGCCAAGCAGAGCCGAGGGAGGCCGGCCUGAGCACCCCGCGGGCUGCCGGGAGGCGGCCCCGGCCCCAUUCCCGACCUCAUGGAGUGCUACUACAUUGUCAUCAGCUCCGCGCAUCUCAGCAACGGGCACUUUCGCAACAUCAAGGGAGUUUUCCGAGGCCCCCUUAGCAAGAACGGAAACAAAACUCUGGAUUAUGCUGAAAAGAAAAACACGAUAGCAAAAGCUCUGGAAGAUCUUAAAGCCAACUUCUACUGUGAACUUUGUGACAAGCAGUACUAUAAACACCAGGAGUUUGACAAUCACAUUAACUCUUAUGAUCAUGCUCACAAACAGAGACUGAAGGAGCUGAAACAGAGGGAGUUUGCUCGAAACAUAGCAUCUAAGUCAUGGAAAGAUGAAAAGAAACAGGAGAAAGCCCUUCGACGUUUGCACAAGCUGGCUGAGCUAAGGAAAGAGAGAACGUGUGCUCCUGGAAGCGGCCCUAUGUUCAAAUCUACUACAGUGACUGUGCGAGAUCAUUGCAGUAAUAACCCCCAAAGUGCCAUCACAGAUUCUUCCAACAGUCAGGAUUUAAUGCAUGAUACACAGAAUGGUGAAGAUGUUGCUUCUGUUACUUCUUCCAUUCCUGGAAAUGCAUGUAGUAAUAAAUCCGACACUAACAAAUGUGGAGAUCAGGUUCAAGGAGCUCAAGGUCAUAGAGUUGGUUUCUCUUUUGCUUUUCCCAAGAAAGCAGUGGUCAAACUGGAGUCUUCAGCUGCUGUUUUCUAUGAAUAUAAUGACGAGACAUCUAUAGAGCAUGGAUUUAGCAGAAGAAGUAGGUUUGUUCCAGGAGCAUGUAACAUUCAGUCUCCUUCAGUGGCAGAAAUAGUCCUGUGCCCUGAGGAGAAACAUAACUGUUUUCACCCACUGGUGGAAAAAUGCAUAGGCACAGCAGGAGCUCCUAAAGCUCAGGAGCCAGAAAAACUAGCUGGUGAAGAAAGCGGUGUGCUGGAGUCUCCUAUCUUAACUCCUGCUGCAUCCCAUUCAAAGCAUCUGGUUUCCUUGGACAUGGGUGGCUAUGGCAUUGAUGUGAAUGCAGCAGACGUAGUGGACCAAAUGCUGCCCAUGGCUGUGGACAGUGCUCGGGUCCUGCCCCUGGACUGCAGCGGGUAUGAGCUGCAGGCCAACAGGGCUCUGGCACAAGCAAUUGUGGAGGACUCUUUAUCUCUGCAGGAUGUUGCCAAGGAAAAUAAUACAGAUAGCAACAGUGAUCCAUCCAUGACUGAAACUGAAAUAAAAAGACUGGUUGCAGAUGUAUCAGUUCCAUCAGCAUCUGAAGAAGGUAGUGGUGGAACCCCACAAAGCAAACCGGACGUGCACAAGAGACCUUGUGAACCUUUUGUUCCUGUUCUUAGCAAACACGGAUCAAAUAUUCUUCAGUGGCCAUCGGAAAUGUUAAUUUACACAAGUACAGACCCAUCAAUUUCUUACAGCUGCAAUCCUUUAUAUUUUGAUUUCAAGUUAUCAAGAGCAACUGACAGCCAAGAAAAGCCCAAGCAUCAGCCAAACAUACCUCAUUUGCACCAUAAAAGUGAAUCCAACCAUAGCUUAGUCUUGAAUUUUACAAAUAAACCUACUUCAGAGUGUGGUGAUUAUGAACCAGAAAUCAAUAAAGAUGUGUGUGACUAUACAAUACCCCUUAUAAGUGACAAUUCCCUCCUCAUAAAUUGUGAUUUUGCAAAAAAUCAAAAUAAAGUGUCUUUGGAUGAAUCAUUCAGGAUUAGAAAAAUAGAAAAGUAUCGCCUUUCUAAAAAUCACUUACGACAAAACACUGUGAUAGAUGAGAAAUACAACAAAAUCUGGAUCAAAGAAAGCCAUGAAAAAUGGCUACACAAAAGUAGAAAAUGGAAAAGGAAAAGAAAAUUGUGUCGUCAUCAUCAUCACUGUGGGGACAUGACAGCAGCAGAAAUGGAGAUGUCCUCAAUGAGUGAAAAAGAAAUCAGUUACCAAGAUGAAAACAAAUAUCAGCACCUCCAAAAUAAUCCAGAGAAGUGCAGAUAUGAUGUGGGGAAUAUCUGGCUAGAUGCAGGUGAGCUACAGCAUUCGCAUCAAAAACUUGGUAUUGAAAAUUGUCAUAAGAGAGUCAUGUCUGCACCACAUCAUGUACAUGGAGACAGAGCCUGGUGUGAUGUUUGGAGUGCAACCAAUAACCAACACCAUGGUUGUAAGCGAUGGCACAGAAGGAGCAGAGCAAGUUCUCAGGCAUAUGCAAAGCAGCUGGCUCUGAGUUCCAGGAGGCACAGCCUCAGGUACACUAAAACAUGUUGUAGCUGGAAAGCCAGGAGGUCAAGCUGUAGCCCAGAGCAUAAAUGUUUAGGACACUGCAGUGUGGAAAAGAGUCUGAGUCAAAAACAGUCCAUAAAGAGAGGUUACAGUGUUCUGACAGAAGAAACAAAGAAAUCCCACUGCAAGUGGAGAGAGCAUACCUGUUCCUCUUCAUCAGAAGAAAGCUCGUACACACAAACAUUAUCAGCAGAGGAAUAUCUGAGGCAAGCUCAAACUAUAGGUACACGUCACAGGACAAAAGGGAAACAAAGGAAAAGAAAAACCAGAAUCCAUCGCAUAUUCCUUGACAGGAAAGCAAGGAGUGAGAACUCCAGACCUUCCACAGAAAGUUCUGCAAAUUCUACGUUAAAUGUUUUGAGGGGCCUCUUGACUCAAGACAGUCUAGAGGAAGUUAGUGCAGAUCCCAAAGCUGAUCAUGCAAAAGACACAGAUGAAAUGACACAACUGGAGGAAAGCAAGUCAUCUCUAGACACUGACAUUUCACACGUGUUAGAACACAAUGAACCAAGGGUGUGCACAGUGAUGGAGAACACGCUGGGUGUAUUUUCUGAUGUUGUCACUGUGCCCCUUCCUGAGCACCGCGCUCCAGCAGCUGCCAGCACACAGGGUGUUCUGCAAGAUGAAAAGAAGACAGAAGAGGUCAACAGUCAUGAAAAUCAGGCUCAUUACAAACCUCCCCUCCCCAACAGACAUUUGGAACAAGCUCCUCCUAGAUCCAAUCUUUGCCAUUAUGAAUUGGCCGAGUCUCUACCACAUGAGAAAAUAAAUGAGGUGACUGGUGAAUGGGUACAGCGUAAUCCUGAUAUAUUUAGCAGCCCACCACCCUUGCCAUUCAAGGAAGCACAUGUAAACAGUCACAGUUUUUUAACUACUGAGCAGUUACUAGCCCCUUUUACCCCGCCUGAUCAGACACUGAUAUUCCCUCCAGAUAAACACGACAAAUUCAAAGAUUUCCCGUCUGAGGCCUAUCAGCAGAUCAUGCCACAGAACAUACUGGCCAGCAAAGUGAAGUUCACCUUCCCUCCCACAGCAAUCCAGCCCCCGAAUUCCCCACUGCAGCCUGUACCCCUGCAGCUGCCAUUGUGCUCUACCUCCAUCACCACCAUCCACCACACUGUCCUACAGCAGCAUGCCGCUGCUUCACUGAAGGUUCUCCAGCCCCACCAGCAGUUUCUCUCACAGGUCCCGGCUCUUUCCCGAGCUCCUUUACCUCAUGUGCCAGUAGGACCAAGGCUUUGCCCAGGGGUUCACACAGCUUUUGUCACCGCACCGCACUUGCCACUGCUGCCACCCUCAGUCCUGCCACCAAGCCCGCCGGCAUUCCCACUGCUGCCGCACACCGUCUUCCCAUCCCUGCUGUCCCCACACCCUACUGUCAUCCCCCUGCAGCCCCUCUUUUAGGAUGGGUUCUCAGAGCUGGGGGAAGGAGCCCUCAGCUCAGUGGUCCUGCUGCUUCUACAGCCCCCCCUCGACUUUGCAGGAUGGUUCUGUGAAAUGAACUGGUUAAAAUUCCUUGUUCCUUGGGAAGCAUUUACUGUAAGUACAAUAAUGCAAACAUUCAUGUUGAGGUCAGACCUGUACUAUAACAAAAGCACUAAAUAGUCUGAUGCUAAUAUGAACUCUCUAUAUGUAAGUGAAAAUCAUGUCUUAGAAUAUGUACAAUAUAAAUAAAAUAUAUUUAUAGUUCUAUAACAUGUUGUAUUCACUUUUUUGUUUUUAUCUUUGUGUAUUUGCACCUAUUUAAUGUUUAGACAAAGCUGAUGCACUAUGUUUUGUACUAUGUCCUCUGAAACUGUAAAUCUGGUGACAAACUAUCUCUUGCAAUAAAUUUUUGUUAACUACUUAAGUAUAUAAAAAAAAUCUUUCGUUAUAAGCCUCAUGGAUGUUGCUCUUCCAUGGUUUUCUGCAGCUGAAUAGCAUCCUCUGCCCCUACUCUGUUUGAAUAAUCAGGUUUCCUAUGCAUCAGUGAUUUAUCAAGGAGGCUCAGAGGCUAAUACCUUGAGGUAUUGUCUCACUGAGCAAGAGAGGAAGAUUAAUAGAUGUGUUUGUGUUAGCAGCUUGAAGUUACCAUGACAAAUUGUGCCUACUUGUAGUAUGUGCACAAACUGCUCACUGUUGGAGCUAAUCCCUUUUGUACUAAACCACAAAAUGAUGAUGUAACAAAAAUGACAUCAAUGAUGGCCUGGGGGGAAUAUCAACACCAGUUUGACUUCAAGGGAAUGUUGCUUACACUGGAAUGGUGAAGCACAGGGAAGAUCUUGGCUCCACCAAGCAGUUGUGCUCUGACUGUGCACAGCCCUCGAUGGGGCAGAUCUGUUUGGGUGAGGUCCUUCCUGCCUGUGCAGUGUGUGACAAUAACAAGGAUGCAUGAGUAUGAAGGGGAUGUCAGGAGGAGGUUCACAUGGGGAAACCCACCAGGGUUUGAGACAGAUUCUCACCUCACUUUCACCCUCUCUUUCCUGAAGCAGUUUGCCAAAGUAGAAUAACAUUGAAUAGAGAUCAGCUAAAAUAAUAAUAUGCUGCCAUUACUUCUAACUCUAUUUCAGAGACUUCUCCCUACCUCUGCAGUCUGUUUAUUGCUUUAGCAGCUAUAAACAGCUUUAGCCAGUGAAAUCUCCACAUUUGCUUUAGUUUGGGAUGUAUCAGGCCCACACCUACAACAAAACCGAAGACAUUCUGAGAUAGAACCAUCUUUUUGAGUUAAAAUGAAGUGUUACCAUGUGAAUGAAGCUAAGGAUUUGCAGCAUGACCCUUAGUGCUAGAAGUAGGCCCUCUGUAAUGGAAGGUAGGUGUUAGCAAUCCAAUUAAUUACUUAGUUUCACCUUUUUAUGUAGUAUAAUAAAAUUAUAUAAAGUUGAACUUAAAAAGUAGUAAUUUUGGAAGAUUAUUAAUAUUCAUUACAUAUGAAUAGCUACAGACAUUAAUCAUUUGAAAAGUAAUACUAUAUCUUAAGACAUAUAUAUGGAUAUUACUUCCUGCAUCUAUAGCAUUAGAACUUACCUGUGUCAAUAAUGCAAGUUUUUGUAUAAUAUUACAUUAAAACUAUAGCAAAUGACAUCUUGUCACUAUGAUUACAGUGUCAGCUACUCAAGGAAUGCGAGUUUUCCCUGUCUUGCAGUUACAAAGGGCUAAAGUAUGCCAAUAAGCAAAAAGCUGAUAAGAAAGAGCAGUUGAGAUAUCAGGGUCUGGAGAGCGACUCGGAUCUCCUGACUGAGGCUGUGUCAAUGAGCAGGAUGUUGCUGUCCCUGUAAUGCCAUAAAGAGGGUAUAUUUUCUCUAUUUGCAAUUUCAGGUGAAUGCCUGUUUCUAUUUAUCUGGUACCUGAAAAAACAUAGCAUAGAAGUGACUUUAUACACCUUUAUUUUGCAAGCAUGCCUACAUAAUCUAUAUGUCUCCACUACUGCCUGUGAUAUGUAGGUACCAAGCAGGUGCUAAACACAGGAAUAUCUGAAGUGGGAAGGUUCAUGCCAGCUCCCUUAGCUGACUUCUGCAUUUCUGUCCUUCUGUGUAGUAGCCAACACAGACAGUCCGUUGGGUUCUGAUGUCUCAACAAAGACAAAAAAAACAUCUAAUUCUAUGAGUACACUUGAAAAAAGUCAUGUAGGAAAAUCAUGAUUGCAUGUUAUCAGAUCCAUGCAUUUUUAUCUGGCAGGAGAUGAAAAAUCACCAAUUUCAGUUUUUCAGUUGCAAUAUUCAUUGAAAAAUCCCAUCUUUUAAAUUUAGAAGUCCACAUUUUUUUAACAAAAUGUUCCAAUAGCUUUAAAUUUUACUUUAUUCCUUACAAUUUUCUUCCUAUUUUAAGUUGUUAAACUUUGAAGACAUUGCACAAUUAUUUGUUAUCUACUGUAACUGCUUUAAGUGCAUAAACUACUUAAAAACUCUAAGAACCAAGUGUACUCAUAUGCUAUUGCUUGGAUCGCUACAGCUGUUUAUAUAUAUGACUUCAUUUGUAAAAGCAAAACCAAUAUAAAAAUAAAUCACAAGUUAAAUUUAAAAUUGAGCAUACUAGAUUAAAUGACCUAAUGAAAUAUUCUUUUGAGUUUUUCUUUUAUUAUUAAAGAUCUAACUUCUAGUAAGUUAUAUAAAGGUAGCUCUUCUUAUUCAUGUUCUAUCUGAUAUUUUUGAUUAAAUGUGUAUUUUUCUUCCAUAACUUGGC
Pezoporus flaviventris is the source of this 6981-nucleotide messenger RNA. It is a transcript of the gene ZNF804A, whose product is annotated as zinc finger protein 804A. NCBI's taxonomy places the organism in Eukaryota, Metazoa, Chordata, Aves, Psittaciformes, Psittacidae. The transcript has 4 exons. Gene Ontology annotation, cellular component: nucleus. Bases 580 to 4227 code for a protein of 1215 amino acids. The record is from RefSeq and is a predicted model, not a curated record.